Mesitornis unicolor (brown roatelo) is the source of this 2607-nucleotide messenger RNA. RefSeq names its product centrosomal protein 97kDa (gene CEP97). Gene Ontology annotation, molecular function: protein binding. Bases 1 to 2607 code for a protein of 868 amino acids. Lineage: Eukaryota; Metazoa; Chordata; Aves; Mesitornithiformes; Mesitornithidae. The transcript is spliced from 11 exons. The record is from RefSeq and is a predicted model, not a curated record.
AUGGACGGAGUGGGGAUGCUGAGAGGGACUGUGCAUCCUGAUGGGGCCUGGGCUCCUAAGGAGGGAUUUGGCUGCAGCCCUUUAGAAGGUUUGGUAGUCAACUGCUCAGGUCAAGGAUUGCAAAAACUGGGUCCAGCCUUCCCCUGUGAUGCUGAUACUCACACUCUGAUUCUGGACAAAAACCAGAUAAUUAAAUUGGAACACUUGGAGAAAUGCAAGAAUCUGAUGCAGCUCUCUGUAGCCAGCAAUCGUUUGGUGCGAAUGAUGGGUGUAGCAAAACUGACCAAGCUCCGGGUGCUAAACUUGCCUCAUAAUAGUAUUGGGUAUGUGGAAGGACUGAAGGAUUUGGUGCACCUGGAAUGGCUGAACUUGGCAGGAAAUAACCUUAAGGUGAUUGAGCAAAUCAAUUCCUGUCUAUCUCUUCAGCAUCUUGAUUUGUCAGACAACAACAUAGCUCAAUUAGGCGAUCUUUCCAAGCUUACAUCGCUGAAGACUCUGUUGCUACAUGGAAAUAUCAUAACUUCACUUCGCACUGCCCCUGUUUGCCUACCUCAGAACCUGACUGUUUUUUCUUUGGCAGAAAAUGAAAUUGGAGACUUAAAUGAGGUUUCUUUCCUGGCUUCUCUCCGUCAGUUGGAACAGUUGUCAAUUAUGAACAAUCCUUGUGUGAUGGCCACACCUUCUAUCCCUGGCUUUGACUACAGGCCAUAUAUUGUCAGCUGGUGUCUGAACCUUAAAGUUCUUGAUGGAUAUGUGAUUUCUCAGAAGGAAAGUUUGAAAGCAGAAUGGCUCUACAGUCAAGGUAAAGGAAGAUCCUAUCGACCUGGGCAGCACAUUCAGCUAGUCCAGUACUUGGCUACUGUUUGUCCUCUUAUAUCUGCAUUUGGUCUGCAGACUGAAGAGGAUGCCAAACUGGAAAAAAUACUGAGUAAGCAAAGGCUCCACCAGAGGCAGUUGAUGCAUCAAAACCAAAAUGAAGGACCACCUACAACUUCUACUCCCAGCAAAACACCACCAGUUACUUUUGAACACAGCAGUCCAGCUCAGCCACCACAGAUAGUUCUUGAAAGUGAACCUGUCAUCCAGAAGAAUUCUUGGGUUGGACCGAGUGCAAACGAUGACCAUUCCUAUGCAGUAAAGAACACUUUUCUUCUUGAAAGAAGUUUUCACAAGGACCUAUACCUUGAAGAUAUACAGACAGAUGAAGACAAACUAAACAGCAGCCUUUUAUCCUCAGAGUCUACUUUCAUGCCAGUUGCUUUAGGAUUGUCUCCAGUGUCUUCUACUUCAGACCUGAAGCUACAUGGAAUCAAUUUGAGCCUAGAAGAUGAUGGUGAUACAGUGAUCGAAUGUGGGAGAGAAACAGCUAACAAGCAAGAAGCUUCAUGUGUUACAAGAGGGCACUUGAACAGAGCAGUGGGAAGAGUGGCAGCUCAGGAGAAUGUAAAAGAGAGUAUGCUGUUGCCUUCUCCUGGUGUGGUAACAGCUGGCCUGACUGCUAAUACUGGUAACUGCUCAGCAUCCUCUGAAGACCAAGUUCUGCAGAGUCACCCCAGCACCUCAGUAGAUGCUGAAUCGGGAGUUAGAACUCUCUGUCCUGACCAGAUGACAGGAGAAAGUUCUGAUUCAUUAGCUGUUGUUGAUCAAGGCGCAGCUGAACUGCGAAGAAUGACUAAAGCAGCUACUAAGCUUCAAGCCUGCUGGAGAGGAUUUUACAUGAGGAACUACCAUCCCCGAGUCAAGGAAGUGCGGUAUGAAAUUCGACUAAACAGAAUGCAGGAGCACAUCGUUUGCUUAACUGAUGAAUUAGAAAAACUAAGAAAAGAAAGAGAGGAAGAUAAGGUUCAGAGGCUUGUACAGGAGGAAGCGGUCAGAUUUCUUUGGAACCAGGUUAAGUCCCUUCAACAAUGGCAGCUUUCUGUGAUGCAAAAUUUAGGUGCUGCUUGGCAACCUGGGGUCCCUUCAGCCAGUACUUCUGGUCCAUCCAAACCAUCUAUUGGAUCAUCCACACUUGAGCAAGAAACCCCACCAGGUGUUAGUGCUGCUUGCUUAGUUCCAGCGAGUGAUGUUCUUCAGGAAAAGUCUUUGUUGCAGUUCCCAGAUUCUGGUUUUCAUUCUUCCAUGGCUGAUCAGACUCAAGCUGGGGACUUGUGUCUCUCUGAAAAGAGUUUAACAGAAGGAACUGAGAGCUCUCUUUCAGUGGAAACUGUCAAACAAUGUGGCAAGCCUGUCUCAGCGUAUUCCUCAGAUCUAGAGGAUGACCAUGGGGAAUUUGAGCAAAGUAGAGAGAGCUCUAGUAAUGACCAGGACAAUGGACUCAUACAGCAGUAUUUGGAAUCUGUUCAGCAGCUGGAAGAGGCUGAUGAAGGGGCAAGUUGCAACGAUGAAACAGAGAGCAGCUGGCCACCAAUUGCUGUUUCUGCAGAAAGUCAAAAUUCUUCAUCUGAUGCUGUCUCUGUAGAUCUCCCUCAAGAUGCAUCAUCCCCUGCCAGAGGUGAAAUCAGUCAGACACCAGAAAGCUGCAAACUGAAUUCAGGAAUAGUAGAAGGGAAGCAAACAGACUGUGAUUCCUCAUUUCAGAUGCUGCAUGUUGGGAUAGCUGUAUAG